UAGUCAUUUUAAACAAACCUCGACCAUGAAUGGGAGUACGAACCCGCUGCUGGAUAAAGAAGAGCACGCUUUGAAGCUUGGAGAAAGCUUCGAGAAGAGGCCAAAAUCAUCUUUUCACACCAUCAGAUAUGACUUCAAGCCAGCAUCUAUUGACACGAGUUGCGAAGGAGAGCUGCAAGUUGGGAAGGGAGAUGAAGUUACCAUUACACUACCUCACAUUCCAGGCUCGACGCCUCCAAUGACAGUCUUUAAAGGAAACAAACGACCAUAUCAGAAGGAUUGUGUGCUCAUCAUUAACCAUGACACCGGUGAAUAUGUACUGGAGAAGCUCAGCAGCAGCAUCCAGGUGAAGAAAACAAGGGCAGAGGGGAGCAGUAAGAUCCAGGCCCGAAUUGAGCAGCAGUCAGUUCGCUCUAGCCAGCCUAGCUCUCAGUUCCGGGCCCCAACAAAACCCGGAACUGGGAUCAAAACCUCCCCUUCCCAAACUAAGGACAACCCCUCCCCUGAGCCUCAGCUCGAUGACAUCAAGAGAGAGCUGAGAGCAGAAGUGGAGGUGAUAGAGCAGAUGAGCAGCAGCGGCAGCAGCAGCUCCUCUGAUUCAGCCAGCGCCUCGGGGAGUGGUGACGACAGCAGCAGCGAUGGUGAGAACGACGCCCCGCGACCACUAAGCCAGACCUCCCCCAGUCGCCUCCCCAUGGUCAACGGAGGAAUCGACCGGGAGCAGGGCAACAAUCAGCUGAUGAACACACUCCGAAACGAUCUUCAGCUCAGCGAGUCGGGCAGCGACAGUGAUGACGACUGAACUCUCCGGGUCAGUCUCUCCUCCUCCACACUCCUCCUCCCCUUCAUCUCUGCCUGAUUCAUUUGUUUCUUUGCUGUGGUAGCUGAAUUCAGCUUUAUAUUGUAGUUUUACUGUAUUUUUUUACAUUUGUUUUAGUAUAUCUAUAAAGAUGGCCACCCAGACACAUUAGGAGUGUAUUUUUAUUAGAUGUAUAUUUUGUUUUGUAUAGGAAAAAAAGACGUUUUACCUUAGGGGGGUGGAAGAUGGUAUUUAGAGCUUUCACACAUAUUUUAACUACUAAAAGAAGCUAGUUUUAUCUGCGGAAUCAUCUAUUUUUAUUCAGUUUUGUUUUUAUGUUAAAAUGAACUAGAAAAAGGUUUCAAACGGAACCACCAAGGUGCUCCUCCCCGUACGGCAGACAGAGCUGUGGAAAUCCUCUUUACAUUCUUAUGUUAUUGUUGUAUUUUUUCAACAUAAAAUAGAUUUGCAUUCAUGCUCUGCAAAAAUACAAUAGUUCCAAUAAAAGAUGGACACGUAUUUUGUUUUUUAUCUGUGAAAGUAGAUGCCACCAAAUGGAAAGGAUCAGCUGUAGUGUAAACCUUGUUUUCCAUUUUAAGGUCCCACUUUUAAAACCAAGUCAGUGUUCAGCUUGUCACUAUUAAUCCCAGCUUUAUUAUAGAAGUUUAAUUCUUUAAUUUUCUUCGUAUCAACAAAAUGCACAAAUUAAUCCGAACGGCCAUCUUUAACAUCUGGGACAUAUGCCUUUUUUUUAUCAAUUAUAUAGGAAGUCUGGGUGUUUAAAAUUCGUGUAAAAGCUGUUCAUUUUUUUCUACUCUAAAGUGGCUCAUUGUAUUUUUUCCAUUGGUUGUUGGAUAUGUUUGGCUGAAAGUUUUAAAGCAACAGGCUCAGGCCAGAUUCUAGGGAUGUUUUUUCCUCACCACAAGAUGGCAGACAAGGUUCAAAAUGAAAACAGAAACAGACAUUCAUUGACUAAUUUUAUUUGAAAUAACAAAAAAUGGUUUCUUACAAGCUUGGUUUGGUUUCUCUGCAAGGUAAUGUUAUGAUUUGUUUUUGUUGGUCUUUCGUUUAAAUCAACUUGCUUUCUGUGUCCACCUUUCUGUGAAAUGUCAAAGGAUGUAGCAUAGAACUGAAGAAAGUCAACUACAGUAUAUUUGAAACUGGAAAAAUGAAAAUAUUUUUGAUAAAAAGGUUACAUUUACUAGUUUAGCUGCAACGUUUUUGUUUAUUGCAGACAGUGUUACUAACUGACAACUUUGUUUACUCCAUCUGCUCUGCAUCUUACAUGUCCAUUUUCUCAUUAUUAAUGUUUGAUCUUUAAAUGUUAUUUUUUGAUCUCAAAGUCAGGUAUAACAAGCAUCACGGCAGUGUUUGAGAAAUGUUCACAAUCUGACAGUUCUUUAAAUCAAAUGAAAGGUUUAUAUUGCAGGUGGCUUAAAACAAAACAAGCUUAUAGAAGAGUUUUAGUUUGUUUCAGACGUGUAUUGUUUGAUUGAUCCAGAAAUAUACCAGACCACGGUAGCUUUAAAUACUUUACAAUAUUUUAGUUUAGCAAUGAAAGUAAAUUUAUUAUUUUCAGAAAAUGCCAAAAAAAAAAAGGGGGGGCUCGUCAUUGGAAGGACGUGCAGGAAUGUUGAUUGUGUAUCUGUGAUCAUUUUAGAUUUGAAUUGAGUUUUUCUGUGCAAACAGUAUAAUUAAUGACUCCAAUUGUUUUUUCCCCACUUAACUGCAAACAUUUUUAUCUUUGAGAUUAUCAUUUAGUUGUUGGUUAAUAGAAGUUUCAAUAAUAAAAUAACUAAAUACAAAGGCCUACAACAUGUUUUUUGUAAAAUAUAUGGAAAAAUAAUUUGAAUAACUCAAAAGGGUUUUUCCAUUUUUAAACUUGAUCUUGGAGAUACUGACUAGAAUUUUCUGGCGAGUCCUUUUUGGGGCUUUUACUCGCAUCCAUUGCUUUUAAUUGAUUGUGGGAUCCUAAGUAGUAAAUUUAAUAUGGUAAAAACACAGCCAGAGUUAUCACAAACAAAAAAAACGUGCCUCUCCAACUGAACCUGGUAGCAACUAUGUCACCUAGUGUUUACUUUUAAACUCUGGAGGGGCGGGGCGGAAGGCAUAAAGAGAAAUUAAGUACAUUUAAAUGAGAACACUACCUGUCACACAAAAUCUGACUUCUGAGUGCAAAUAGAACGCAUCGUUACUAUCUAAGUGAACUAACAAAACAGUCACCUGUCUUAAUACCUAAAAAACAUUAUAUCUAGCUCGGCUUAUUUUUAGGCAUCUGCUAAAAAUAUAAGAAAUAGUUACUGAAUUAUUGAACUACAAAAGGAAACCAACAUUUUCUUCUCUGGUGUUUUACAUUUAAACUGUAAAAGUAUUGGAAAACUUGUCUUAUGUACUGUGUUGUAUUUGUUAUUUUAGAUGUGUUGUUUUUGUCUUAGACCUUUAUUUAAGUGAGAUUUGGAUUGUAUUAAGUUUGCAAAUGUCAGUAAAAUAUUCCACACAUUCA
Molecule: messenger RNA, 3302 nt
Organism: Girardinichthys multiradiatus
Lineage: Eukaryota; Metazoa; Chordata; Actinopteri; Cyprinodontiformes; Goodeidae
Gene: eaf1
Product: ELL associated factor 1
Exons: 6
Coding region: 26-802 (258 amino acids)
Biological process (GO): positive regulation of DNA-templated transcription; regulation of transcription elongation by RNA polymerase II
Cellular component (GO): super elongation complex
Molecular function (GO): transcription elongation factor activity
Source: RefSeq, a predicted model, not a curated record